Molecule: messenger RNA, 2067 nt
Organism: Cladophialophora carrionii CBS 160.54
Lineage: Eukaryota; Fungi; Ascomycota; Eurotiomycetes; Chaetothyriales; Herpotrichiellaceae
Exons: 1
Coding region: 1-2067 (688 amino acids)
Source: RefSeq, a predicted model, not a curated record
AUGACGGAUUGGCGCAAGUACAAGGUCGCUGACCUGAAGGAGGAGUGCAAGUCGCGUGAUAUCCCUACCACCGGGCUCAAAUUAAAACAGCAAUACAUUGACAAACUCGAGGAAUACGAAGCGCAGAGCGGUGAAGGGGCGACCGAGGAUGUCCAGGAACAAGAUGUCGAAAUGGCCCACGGAGAGCCCGUGUGGUCCGUCAACGGCGACAGCUCGCAGCCUCACGAUGUCAAACCCGACGUGAGCGAAGCCGCGAAUGAGGGGACCCAGGAGGAAGACGCCGGAGAAGGAAGAGCUCCAGAUCAGGAAGACAUCAAAGAAACGAACAUCCCGCCUGCGCUUCAGGAGGAAGAACGCCGCACGGAGGCACACUCCGAGAAGGAGCAAGAGUCUACGCCCGAAGUACCCCCACUUACCGCCGACGCAGGCGUAAAGGACGCGCUGUUUGUGCCAGAGCCUGAGAAUGUCACCGAGAAAUUAGAGGAGAAGAGGUUGCAGGAAACGGUAGAGGGACACCACGAUAAACAACAAGCUCCUAGCGAACCUGUGCAGCGGAACGACGAAGAAUCGUUCACGCCUGAUCAGCAACAAGCGCCCAGCAAGGAUCUGCAGCAGAACGAUGAAGAAUCCAUCACCGCUGAUCGAGCCGUGUCAAGUCCCAAGCCUGCCGUUUCAUCCACGCCGCAACCUUCGCAACUUCCAUCAGACUCGAGCACACCGCUUACGUCCCAGAUACCCCCUAGUGACCUUGCAGAGGACCAGAAAAACAGAAGGAAACGAAGCGCCACGCCCAUUCCCUCAGCCGAGGAGGUCGCGCGCAAGAAAAUGAGACUGAGCGAAGAAGCCAAUGAAAGAAAAGCACAAGUAGCAUUGGAACAGAUGGAAGCAGCAACCGAACUUUCUAAAGAUAUCCGUAUGGAACAUACAGAUGUUGGACUUCCUGCCGUCUCGGCCAAACAAACGAAUGCCAGCGCCGCGGCUGCUGAACCACCUCCAGCUUCACAAGGCAGUACCCUGGUUCCACUCGAGGCACGGAAAAUGACCCCAUCAAGGUCGCCGUCUCGGUCGAGGAGUCCGGCAGAAGAUCGUGACGUUCCACCAGCCAUCCAUCCGGCAACGUCCUCGUUAUAUAUCAGUCGACUCAAGCGACCGAUUCAACCCCAGGCAUUCCGCAGCCAUAUCAUCUCGAAGACCAAAACCCGGUCCUCCGAUGAUUCCGAUCCCAUCACCGCAUUCUACCUGGACAACAUCAAGUCACACGCAUUCAUCUCUUUCACCUCGGUCUCGGCUGCGUCUCGCGUGCGCUCGGCAAUGCAUGGCGUGAGGUACCCAGAAGAGGGUUCACGAGAGCCGCUAUUCGUCGACUACGUCCCAGACGACAAGGUCCAGUCAUGGAUCGACCAAGAGACCGAAAGCGGCUUCGGGCGAGGCGGGAGCUCGGGUCGUCGCGUCUUCGAAGUCGUCUACGAAGACAGAGGAGACGGCAUAGAGGCUAUAUUCCAAGAAGUGGAUACCACGAAGCCGCGGGCCCCGUUAGAACCGAGUCGCGGGUCACGCCUGUCCUUUGAAAGACAGCAGCUAGGCUCCGCCCCAGCUCCCGCUGGUGUCCAUCCCGACCGUGCCGGCCUUGUUCCACGGGAUGAUCGAGGCAGAGACCGUGAUCGCCCUCGAGCACCAGCACCACCCUCUGGACCUAAGAACGCCAGUUCCGACCCCGGCAGAGGCUUCAAAGCACUCGACGAGCUCUUCAACUCCACUACCACCAAACCGAAACUGUACUACAAGCCUGUGCCCCCUUCCGUUGCGGCCGACAGAUUAGGCAUGUUCCGCGGGCUACACUCCCGAUACGCCGAACUGGGACGGACCGGUGACGAAGGCAUGAAGCGGUAUUCUUUCGAGAAAUCGAAAGACCGGGAAGAAUGGGUGGAUAAGGGUCCGGAGUUCGGGCACGGACGGAGAGGACAGGAGAGGUUAGUCGGUGGUGACCGAGGCUUCAGAGGGAGAGGGCGUGGAGGUCCAUAUCGUGGGAGGGCCGUGGAUUCGUGGCGAGGAGGCAGCGCGCGAUAA